UUUGAUUGCCAGUGGAGAUGCGCCGUAAGUAAAAGCGAUUGUUUCAUUUUUUGACAUUUUUGUUUUUUCAUCGAUCAGACUGCAAGUAGAUUCUAUACGAAAAAGUUAAUUUUCAUCCGUUUAUUUGUGGAUAGUGAAUUGAAAAAAAACAAGGGUAUUUAAUCGAAAAUGAGUAAUUACCGAGGCAUUGGCGGUGGUGGUUUUCCAUAUAAAGUUAACCAAAAUCGUAAUGCCGGUGCAUCUAUGAAUGCUGUGCCGCCACCAUUAUCGCUCAAUAGUCGUGGACAUCAACGGGGUGGUGCCAGCGUUCGCGGUGCCGCAGGCUUCUUAGGGGCUACCAAGCACGGAUAUACAUCACUGGACUCGGUAAGCCAAUUUACUGCCUCCCAGAAUUUUGUCGGCAAACGGAAAGCUCAUACUGAAGAUGAAUAUUUUGAUGAUGACGAGGACCCAACACCAGAGCGUGCGUACAUUCCAGCUCCUGGUUCGCCGGGAUAUGUACAGAAUAACAAGGCAGAUAGCGAAUCUGAUGAAGAUCCCCUUGAUCAAUUUAUGGCCGGCAUUGAGCAGCAAGUGCAAAAGGAAAAAGUGCGCAAAGAGCAUGCUGUUGUUUCGCCAGUGGAAGAGGUUGCCGGCACUAGGAACACAAAAGGUGUUCGUGGAGAUAUAGACGAUGAAGAUGACGAGGAAAGUUAUUAUCGUUAUAUGGAAGAAAAUCCCAAUGCCGGUCUACGAGACGAUGGUUCUGAUGUUGAAAUAGAAUAUGACGAAGACGGUAAUCCAAUAGCACCUCCCAAGAAGAAAGAUAUUGAUCCUCUACCUCCAAUAUACCACUCUGAGAUUGAAUAUGAACCUUUCGAAAAGAACUUCUAUACACCACAUGAGGAAAUUGCAAACCUCUCGGAAGAGCAGGUGCGGGAAUUGCGCAAAACGCUUGGCGUAAAAGUAACAGGACCGGAACCACCAAAGCCAGUGUCCUCGUUUGCGCAUUUCGGAUUCGACGAGAGUUUAAUGAAAGCAAUACGUCGAGCUGAAUAUACCCAACCAACACCAAUACAAGCACAGGCGGUACCAACGGCACUUGCUGGGCGAGAUAUUAUAGGCAUUGCAAAGACAGGUUCGGGCAAAACAGCAGCCUUUGUCUGGCCAAUGCUUGUACACAUAAUGGAUCAGCGGGAAUUACGGCAAGGCGAUGGACCCAUUGGACUGAUUUUAGCGCCGACGCGUGAGCUGUCCCUGCAAAUAUACAAUGAAGCUAAGAAGUUUGGCAAAGUAUAUAACAUUAACGUAGUAUGUUGCUACGGAGGUGGUUCGAAAUGGGAACAGAGUAAAGCACUUGAGCAGGGUGCAGAGAUUAUAGUGGCCACACCGGGUAGAAUGAUCGACAUGGUAAAGAUUAAAGCAACGAAUUUGCGGAGGGUAACGUUUUUAGUUCUUGACGAGGCAGAUCGUAUGUUCCACAUGGGCUUUGAGCCACAGGUGCGCUCUAUUUGUAAUCACGUGCGUCCCGAUCGUCAAACUCUGCUCUUCUCCGCCACUUUCAAAAAGCGUAUCGAACGGUUGGCGCGUGAUGUGCUCACAGAUCCAGUGCGCAUCGUGCAAGGUGACCUAAAUGAAGCCAAUCAAGAUAUUACUCAAUAUGUUUAUGUAUUUCCCAAUCCACUUCAAAAGUGGAACUGGCUACUUUGUCAUUUGGUAAAGUUCCUUUCCGAAGGCAGUGUGUUGGUGUUUGUUACGAAAAAAGCUGAUGCCGAGACAGCGGCAAAUAACCUCAUGCUAAAAGAGUACAAUUGUUUACUUCUACAUGGCGACUUAGAUCAGGCUGAUCGUAAUAAGGUCAUAACACAAUUUAAGAAGAAGGAAUGCGAUAUACUAGUAGCCACGGAUGUGGCUGCGCGUGGUCUUGAUAUACCACAUAUUCGCAACGUUAUAAAUUAUGAUAUCGCACGCGAUAUUGAUACUCAUACACAUCGUAUAGGUCGAACUGGGCGCGCCGGUGAAAAGGGUACCGCAUAUACUCUGGUCACAGAUAAGGACAAAGAAUUUGCCGGCCAUUUGGUGCGCAACUUAGAAGGUGCCGAUCAGCAAGUACCUGACGAUUUAAUGGAAUUGGCAAUGAAGAGUUCAUGGUUUCGAAGCUCGCGUUUCAAACAGGGAAAGGGCAAAAAAAUUGCCAUUGGUGGUACCGGUUUGGGCUAUCGUGAACGCAGUGGAGCUAAUAGUAGCAGUAUAAAGUCAAAUUCAUCAAACGAAAACUCAUCGUUUGCAUCGAUAAGCAAAUCUAUAUCAGCCGCUGGUCCAGCAACUGAUCGUUAUGCGGCUAUGCGCGAAGCAUACAAAGCCCAAUACAUGUCCCAAUUUCGCGCCUCCAGUGAUCGCACCUGGGAGAAAACAGUGCCAGAGACCGGCGUGUUUGCGGCGCCCGCACCUAUAUUGCCAGCAUCACAGCCAACAUCCAGUGGAGCAGGUGGCGCCGACGAAAGUGGCAAACCACGAAAGAAGAAGAGCCGUUGGGAUUAGAUAGAAGCAGCACAAUUCACGUCACCUUGUAGCAGCGAGAUGCCUGGAUGGCGUCAUUUAGAAAUAAGUUUGUGCAUUUUAAAAUUAAUUAUGCAUUGAUGCGUACAUUAAAAUUAUAUGGCACGUUGAAGUUUCACGCAUAUUUUAUAUUGACUUAAACUACGUUUAAAUAAUUUUGCACUUUUACAUAAGAAAAUUAAAACAAAAUUAAUAGAGGCAUACAUACAUAUGCACACAUGCAUAGCUGUAAUUUAAAGGCUUACUCAUUAUGUGUUGACAUGUUGUUUCUGCAAAAUUUUAAAAAUGUAAAUACAUACAUAUAUAUGAAUAUAAACAUAUAAACUUAGUAUAAAGAUUUGAAGAUAAUGAAUAAAUGCCAAUUGUUCAACGGAACUAAAUCCUGCAGAU
This is a messenger RNA of Anastrepha ludens (Mexican fruit fly), 2928 nucleotides long. RefSeq names its product ATP-dependent RNA helicase DDX42. Bases 169 to 2520 code for a protein of 783 amino acids. Gene Ontology annotation, molecular function: nucleic acid binding; ATP binding; RNA helicase activity. The transcript has 2 exons. The record is from RefSeq and is a predicted model, not a curated record. NCBI's taxonomy places the organism in Eukaryota, Metazoa, Arthropoda, Insecta, Diptera, Tephritidae.